Molecule: messenger RNA, 999 nt
Organism: Plasmodium relictum
Lineage: Eukaryota; Apicomplexa; Aconoidasida; Haemosporida; Plasmodiidae
Product: conserved Plasmodium protein, unknown function
Exons: 4
Coding region: 1-999 (332 amino acids)
Source: RefSeq, a predicted model, not a curated record
AUGAAAAAAAAAAUUAUUUGUAGUAUCUUUCUUUUUUCUUUUUUUUUAAUUUUUCGUUUUAAUAAAAUUAUUUCUAUAAAUAUAGAAAAUGAUUAUAUUUCUGAUUUGCUAAAAAUAGGAAUUUUUGAUAAAAAUACUCCAACAAUAAAAAAGGAGAUAUACGAUCAAAUAAAUAAAGUGCAUAAUACAUUUUCUUCAUGUAAAACAUGUAUAAAAUUAAUACAGCUUUUAUGUAAAAUAAUAAAAGACAAAAAAGAAAAAUAUAUAGAUAUUGCAAUAGAAGAAUCUCUUGAAAUAAAUUUAUGUAAUUCUGAUUUAUGGAAAAAAUUCUUUAAUUAUGAUGAAAUUUUAUAUAGUGAAUAUAUUCUAGAAUAUUGCGAACAUACAUUUAAAAUUAUUAAAGAUAAUAUAGAAGAAAAUGUAUAUGAAUUAUAUAAAAAUGUAGAGUUAUUUUAUGAAAAAGUUUGCGAACAUAUUGAUAAAGUAUGUAAAACAGCUAUUAAGGAAGAAAAAUUAAAUUACACCAAUCAAAUAAAAACAAAAUUUAUAUUUCAGUUAUAUUCCAAAUAUUUAAUAGAAGAAGAAAAUUUCAGUUAUACAGAGAAUGGAUUGCCCUAUAAAUUAAUAGAAACCAACAAGAAUAAUAUAAAACUAAAGAAAAGUCACUUUGCUAUAAUUCAAUCUGAAAUUAAAAUAAUACACAAAAACAAUUUGUGUAAUGAUUUUGAGAAUAACAAUUUUCGCUUAAUUAAAAUAGAUAUGUUAGAAGAAAAAGUUCAAGAUUUAUUCUUAAAAAUGAGAGAACAAGAUACAUUUAUCUUUUUUUUUUAUAAUGAAUUUUCUAGUAAAGAUAUUAUACCAAAUGAUUCAAUAUUAGAGAUAAAAAUCAAAAUACAUAAAAUAACCUAUCACAUAAAAGGAGUAGACACAAAAAUUUUUAAAAAUAAUUUAAUUAUUGAUGAUGAAAAAUUUUUAUUAAACAAAUAUUCACUCUCAUAA